This is a messenger RNA of Labrus bergylta (ballan wrasse), 984 nucleotides long. Its product is annotated as olfactory receptor 1E16-like. The record is from RefSeq and is a predicted model, not a curated record. Lineage: Eukaryota; Metazoa; Chordata; Actinopteri; Labriformes; Labridae. Gene Ontology annotation, cellular component: membrane. Gene Ontology annotation, molecular function: odorant binding; G protein-coupled receptor activity; olfactory receptor activity. Gene Ontology annotation, biological process: detection of chemical stimulus involved in sensory perception of smell; G protein-coupled receptor signaling pathway.
AUGAACUUAUUCAACUCUGCUCUGGGGAAGAACAUCACUUUUGUGCAUCCUGCUUAUUUCAUAAUAAGCGGUUUAUCUGGCAUCCCGAAUAUCAAAUAUUACUAUGUCUUUCUCUUUUUUGUUUAUGUUGUUUCAGUGAUAGGAAACACAGUUGUAAUGGCUGUAAUAUACUUGGAUCAUAAUCUAAGAGCACCAAAAUACAUAGCAGUUUUUAAUCUGGCAUUUGUGGACCUGUUUGGAAACUCUGCUCUGGUGCCAAAGCUUUUGGACAUCUUUCUGUUUAACCAUCCCUCCAUACCCUACAACGACUGUUUGGUUUUCCUUUUUUUCUGCUACACCUGCCUUUCCAUGCAGUCAUUUAAUUUGGUUGCACUCUCCUACGACAGAUUAGUCGCCAUUAUCUUCCCACUGCACUAUCAAGUAAAGGUGACCCACAGGUUCAUGCUGUCUUUGAUUGCCUCUUUCUGGGCAUUCAUUAUCAUUGCUGUUUUCAUUGCCAUUGGCCUACUUACCAGGCUCUCAUUCUGUAAGUCUGUAAUAAUCAAUAGCUAUUUCUGUGACCAUGGCCAGAUAUAUCGACUGUCUUGCAAUGACCACUAUCCAAACUAUGUCCUUAGUUGUUUGUACCCUGUUCUUCUAUUCUGGCUUCCUUUUGUUUUCAUCUUGUUAAGUUACCUAUGUAUCGGCUGUACUUUGGCCAAAGUGGCCUCGGUUCAAGAAGGACUCAAGGCCUUUAAAACGUGCAUAGGUCAUCUGUCUUUGGUGGCUAUCUAUUUCAUUCCACUGUUGAUCACAUUUACCUUGAUGGAAAACAUACAUCCUAAUGCCAGGAUCAUAAAUCUGUCUCUAACGUCCAUUUUCCCUCCCAUGUUGAACCCAAUCAUUUAUGUUCUGCAAACACAAGAAAUCAAAGAAUCUGUGAAACGGCUACUAAAAAUUAGAAAGAAAUCUCAAAUAUCGAGGACAAAAAUAUUCACAAUGUGA